AUGUAUUGGCGAAUACAGCAACUGUGUAGUAAUAGAGGACAGCAAAUACCUAGACGAAUAAUUAUGUCAGGCAGUAUCAUUCGUGAAAAACCGACAAUGCUUGGACCUAGCCGUCAAGAUAGUGUAAAUAAUGCGAAUUCGCCGCUAAAGCUAUUUACUCAUGCUAAAACAACGAUAACAGAAAUAUUCAAAAGCAUCUCGGUAUACGUCGGUGACGCUAAUAAAUUUCUCGACGACGUGAACAAAUCAGAUCGGAAUUUGCUAACUAAUGAGAAAUAUAAAGAGAUUCAACAAUUGAAAGAGAAAGUGAACCGUAUUUUAAGUAUCAUAUCACGUGAUCACAUGAAAGUGGUUUUCUUUGGAAGAACAAGUAAUGGGAAAAGUACAACCAUGAAUGCAAUGUUACGUGAACGCAUCUUACCAGUUGGAAUGGGACACACUACAAAUUGCUUUCUUCAAAUCGAAGGAACAGAUAAAGCUGAACCGUAUGUUCUCACACCCGGUUCAGAUGAACCCAAAAGUGUUAGUAGUUUGGGCAAUGUUGGAAGUGCUCUAUCAAGAGAAAAACUUGAUUCGGACUCGCUCGUAAAAAUCUUGUGGCCAAAAGAAAAAUGUCGUCUUAUUCGAGAUGAUGUUGUUCUUGUCGACAGUCCUGGCAUUGAUGUGUCUGCAAAUCUCGAUCAAUGGAUCGAACAACAUUGUCUAGAUGCUGAUGUGUUUGUACUUGUCAUAUCUGCUGAAGCAACAAUUACAGUUGCUGAGAAGAAAUUUUUACAUAACGUUGCACAACGUUUAUCAAAUCCAAAUAUUUUUAUCUUAAUGAACCGUUGGGAUGCGACAGCAAACGAACCAGAAAUGGUUGACUCGGUGAGACAACAACAUCUAGAUCGUGGUUUAGAAUUCCUAUGCGAUGAAUUACACAUAUGCGAUCGACAAGAAGCGUCUGAACAUCGCAUGUUUUUUAUAUCAGCACGUGAAGCUCUGUUAAAACGCAAUAAAGAUCCAACCAGUUCGCCGCGAACUGGUUUUAGUGAUGGUCACGAGGAACGCUUUGCUGAAUUCAAUAAUUUCGAGCAUGAAUUUGAAAAAUGUAUUUCAAAAACAGCUGUUCAAACAAAGUUCGAACAACACACCAACCGAGGCAAAGAAAUUAUCAGUAUAUUACGUGACACUACAUCUAAUAUCGCCAAUCGAUCUCAAACGUUAAAACAAGAAGCAGUUCAAAAGUUAACUGACAUGGACGAAAAGAAUAAUAAACUCGAGCGAGAACUACGCUCAAUGACAGAAACAGCGAAGGAUAAGAUCCGACAUGUAUCUGAAGAUGUUUACAAACGAGUUGCACAAACACUAAAUGAUGAAAUCAGACGUCUUUAUACAUUGAUUGAAGAAUUCGAUCGUCCGUUUUCAUCUGAUCCUGAACAAAUCCCACUAUACAAACGCGAUUUACAUCGUUGGGUCGAAGAGCGUCUCGGUUCAAAUCUGCAAACUCGUCUGCACCAUGCAUUACAUUCAUCACUAGAUCAUGUUCAUCGUGAGAUCAAAGAUCGAGUCAAAGGCGUUAUUGAAAACAAUGAACGUAAAACUCUCGUUGAUUCCAUCGUUCCACGUUCAGAUUUCGCUGUUUCAUACCGUUUGGACUGCUUGAAUCUAUGUUCAGAUUUUCGUGAAGAUAUUCAAUUCAAAUUCUCAUUAGGUUUUACUAGUUUAUGGCAAAAGUUUGUUCAGAAUCAAAAAGAGUCCAUAACUGGCUCAAAAUCUAAUUAUGAAUUAACUUCACCAUCCACAUCGUCGUUACUCAGUUCGACAAACGAUUUGUUAUCAACAGCAAAUAAUAUCUCCGCACUGACGACCAAAUCUGGUUUGGUUGCUUUGGGUGGUUGUGCAUUAGUAUGGCGAAGUGUAGGCUGGAAAGUUUUAGGUGUCGUGGCGGGUAUCUAUGGUUGUUUAUAUGCUUACGAAAGAUUGAUGUGGACCAAAAAGGCACAGGAACGUGCAUUUAAACGCCAAUAUGCUGAUUACGCUUCGUCGAAAAUGAAAUUAAUUGUGGAUAUGACAUCGGGCAGUGCCAGUGCGCAAGUUCAACAAGAACUAUCGAUGUAUUUCGCACAGACUAUACGCUACGUCGAUAUGGAAAAAGAUGAUUUAACCGAUAGUAUGAAACAGAAGAAAAUUGAAAUUGAUCAAUUAUUAAAAUACAUCGAUAAAGGAAAGAAAUUGAAAAAACAAGGUGAUCAAAUUGAUAAUGAAUUAAACGAUUUUUCCAAACAAUAUUUAUCAUCUGAGUCAUUAACGAACACUAAUGAAUAA
Adineta ricciae is the source of this 2307-nucleotide messenger RNA. The record is from the annotation of a GenBank genome assembly. NCBI's taxonomy places the organism in Eukaryota, Metazoa, Rotifera, Eurotatoria, Adinetida, Adinetidae.